Molecule: messenger RNA, 5343 nt
Organism: Cylas formicarius (sweet potato weevil)
Lineage: Eukaryota; Metazoa; Arthropoda; Insecta; Coleoptera; Brentidae
Gene: Cirl
Product: latrophilin Cirl
Exons: 17
Coding region: 519-4418 (1299 amino acids)
Biological process (GO): cell surface receptor signaling pathway; adenylate cyclase-activating G protein-coupled receptor signaling pathway; negative regulation of angiogenesis
Cellular component (GO): membrane
Molecular function (GO): carbohydrate binding; G protein-coupled receptor activity
Source: RefSeq, a predicted model, not a curated record
GAGUGGUCGCGGUUAGUUGUUCUGUGCUAGUCGUCAGAUCCUCAAAACAAGUUAUAAAUAAACUGAAAACAUCAAUUUGCAAAACUUCGGAACUUUUUUUGAAACUUCGGUCGCCUCUCGUUUAAUCAGUUUAACGCAAAUUUACGUUUGUUAUCGAUGGAAGGGGGUAGUUUAAUAACUUUUUAGAGUGUACUUACUACCACAUUUCGUCACAUCAUUUACUAAAAAUGUUUGAUGGUCCGAACUCCAUGGAACUUUUUUAAAAGUGCGGUUACUUGCGUGCUGUGGCUUCUUAAUGGUUUUUGGUGUUGCGACCGAAUAGUUGAAGCACUUUUUUCUUACUUAUGGGGUAACGCACUUUAAGAAGAAGGUAGAGAAAAAUCAACUGUAAUAAUGGACGACAGGAUAUGCAAGUCAUAAAUAUCUGUCUAAGGUGUUUUCCUGGGGCACCGCAAUGCGGAAUCGUUUUCAACGGAAACCUGUAAUAGAUAUCAAAAGAUAAUUUAAGGGUGACUGACAUGGCCUGGCAUGGUAAAUUUCGGCCUGGUCUGCUACUGCUGCUCAUUUCGUUCGUUGUUAUAUCGGAGGCAACGGCCAAAUCGUUAGAACAAUACCGAUAUGAAACAGCAUACGCAUGCGAAGGGAAAACUUUAAAAAUCGAAUGCAAAGCCGGCGAAUUGAUUAAAUUGAUUCGAGCUAAUUAUGGACGAUUUUCGAUAACUAUUUGCAACGAUCAUGGAAAUACCGACUGGAGCGUUAACUGCAUGUCACCGAAAUCUUUGAGGGUCCUCCACAACAGAUGCUCUUUUAAGAGAAACUGUACGGUAGAAUUGAGCAACAGCAUUUUCGGUGAUCCAUGCCCGGGAACCGACAAAUAUAUCGAAGUACACUAUUUUUGUGAUAAUGCCACAAUCACAACAACGACAAGCCGACCGAGUCCGCCAUGGUUGAUAACGUCGCAGCCCCCGAUGUGGAGCACAAUUAAACCGCCUGCAGCAAGACCAUCGACAACCCAAGUUACCAUAACUCCUCCCUCGCCAAUCCCCGGACCUAUUCCGUCUUCAACAUCUGUCAACUUACCUACGUCCACUGCUAAAGGUCAUCCGUCUUCGGCUAUCGAUAAUUCUCCGGCGAAAGAUGAAGAUAUAUGGAGUAGGGAUCCAAAUCAUUACGACGCCACUACUCUACCGUUAACUACUAUUACACCUGGCGGCAAUAAAAGAGUGGUAUCAUCGGAUACGACAUCUUCGUAUUCGUUUUCGCCUUCGGUUCCUAGCAUAAGUCCGUGGCCCAAAGAUUCCGAUUUCAAUCCGUUCCAUUGUAACUCAACUGUGGUGCGCAACAUUAAUUGGGACAGUACUAAAGUAAACGAAACGGUUAUCAAGCCGUGUCCACCAGGUGCUACCGGUUUUGCCAAAUGGCAUUGCGCGGACGUACCAGGUUCUCAACCCCAGUGGUCUCCGCAAUAUCCCGACCUAAGCGAAUGUCGGUCCGUAUGGCUCACUAGUCUUGAACAGAGGAUAUUGACCGGUAAAGACCAGUUGGUGUCGAUCACUAGCGAUCUGGCACAAGUGACGACUAGCAAAACUUUGUACGGCGGCGAUAUGGCGAUUACCACGAAAAUUAUUCAAAAAAUGACCGAGAAAAUGUCGCAAGACAUCCAAACAUUCCCCGAUACUAGACAGCGCGAGGCAAUAGUUACCGAAAUGCUGAUGGACGUAGCCAAAACUAGCAGUAACUUGUUGGACUCUUCUCAGCAUCCCUCGUGGAGGGACUUGAGUUAUAAAGAGCAGAUGAGUGUCGCGACUUCUUUGCUAAUUGGACUCGAAGAAAACGCCUUUCUUUUAGCCGAUACGGUAAUGAGCCAGAAAACCGUUAAUAGAAAAUUUAAAAAUAUCUUAAUAUCGGUGCGCGUAUUGGAUACCAAAUAUUUAACGAACGAAGCAUUUCCAUUGGAAGAUAACAAAGACGAGUGGCGUGCUAGUAACGAUUCUAUCGAAUUGCCGAAAGACGCCUUACUAGAAAACACCGACGGGAAUUUUGUACGUUUAGUAUUCGUAGCGUUCGAUAGAUUGGAGGAAAUUUUGCAAUGGCAACCGGACUUUUCCGAUUCAUCCGGUACUAACGUUUCUAAAAUGUUGAAUAGUAAAGUGAUAUCCGCCAGUUUGGGCAAAGGGCGUCACAUCCAACUAAAAGAACCGGUCAAGCUUACAUUGAAGCAUAUAAAAACGGAAAACGUUAGUAACCCGAAAUGCGUAUUUUGGGAUUACACUACCAACGCGUGGUCCGAAGAAGGAUGCCACGUUGACAGUUCCGAAUCCAAUUACACCCAUACCGUUUGCUACUGCGACCACUUGACCAAUUUCGCCAUUCUAAUGGACGUUCACGAUAUCUAUUUGCAAAUUCCUCACGAAAUUGCCCUGCAAGUUAUUACGUACAUAGGAUGUAUCAUAUCUAUUAUUUGCUUGAUACUUGCUAUUAUUACAUUUCAGUUAUUUCGGGGGCUCAAGAGUGACAGAACAACGAUACACUGUAACCUAUGUACAUGCCUCUUAAUAGCGGAAUUCAUAUUUUUGGUCGGUAUAAACCAGACGGAAAACCGGAUAUUCUGCGGCGUGGUCGCCGGAUUUUUACAGUACUUUUUCCUUUGCGCAUUUGUGUGGAUGUUUUUCGAAGGUUUUCAGUUAUACGUAAUGCUGAUCGAAGUAUUCGAAGUGGAAAAAUCCCGAAUGCGGUGGUAUUACAUUUUCGCCUACGGCCUUCCGUUCAUUAUAGUUUUUAUAUCGGCAACAAUUUACCCACAGGGAUACGGUACGGCAAGAUACUGCUGGUUGAGGAGCGAUAACUACUUCAUUUACAGUUUCGUUGGACCGGUGAUCGUUGUUGUUUUGCUGAAUGUCAUAUUUUUGACAAUGGCAAUAGUAAUGAUGUGCAGGCAUGCUAGCGCUUCUGUUUCCAUGAAAAAUAAAGAACAUUCCCGGCUUGCUAGCACGAGUGGAAAGGAAGAAAAUGCACUUCAAAUGAAAUUUGACUUGGCUUGGUUGAAAGGAGCAUUCGUCCUAGUUUUUUUGCUAGGCCUGACGUGGAUCUUUGGAUUUUUCUACAUUAACCAAGAAUCCGUAGCUAUGGCUUACUUGUUCGCUACGUUCAAUUCGUUCCAAGGGUUCUUUAUAUUCCUCUUCCACUGUGUACAAAACGAAAAGGUACGAAAAGAGUAUCGUAAAUUCAUCCGAAGGCAUUCCUGGCUACCAAAAUGUCUGCGUUGUUCCAAGAGCGGCAGCGGUGCCGGAAGCAGCAGCGGUGGUAGCGGUAGUUGCACUACCACGGGCAUCGGUAAAGAAAUGAGGCCUAGUCUUUACGGUGGUUCCAACGGGAACCAGACAGGAGGCACAAAUUCACAUUCCACAGACAAUUCAGUGUUAACACCGCAUGGAACAAGUCUGCACCGAGGUUGGAACUCCCAGAGUUGUACAAACGUCAAUCAGGAGUGUCGCACUCCUGUGCCCACUUCUACGUCGGCCAACAUGGCUGCUACUCUGUGUCGCCCCGUGCGGGUGAACGAUACGAUCCCAUCUCCUGAUCUUGAACCUAACACCUCGACCCUACCUUACAUUCGUAACUUUUACAAAAACUCUUCAGUCACUCCUAAUAUACCGAAAUCGGUUUCCACUUGGGGCCCUCUGCACAAACCUUUACAUUGGAAGAACAUUUCUUUUAAGUCGUACAGUCGUGAUUCAGGACACGGAGGAUCUGAACAGGAAGAUUCGCCCAGGUCACACAUGGUCAUAGUGGACGCCCAUCGUCACGCGUCGUCACUCGUUAAAGACCUUCGACAAGCGCAAGCCAGUCAGCAUAACAAUUUCAACGAUUACGGAAUGCGUCCGAGUUUGCAACCCCAUUGCGUCGCGAUCGGCAGGAAAAAAAACCUUUCCAUGAAACCUCUCCAUUGGGGUCACCACACUUACACCGAGAUCUACGACGCUCAAACGCCCAGGGGAUUAUUGACAGCCGAAGACGAUCCGGUUUACGAAGAAAUCGACAGGAACGAAAUACAAGUCAGUGACAUGAGCGACGAAGAUGCCAAGAGGCAGAGCGAUAUGAGUCGGCAGUCUUCGCGAUCUUACGGCGACCAUAGGCCUUUGAUUCCGUACAGUCCAGGUACCGAAAGAAAUUUUUUAGAAGUAAUGAGCAACAAUAAAGACUUUGACACUGCGUACCGCAUGCGUUGCAACAAUAUAGCUCUGCCAGCGUAUCGUACCCAAACGGGCGACGCUGCCGUCAGGUCCCUAGCGGCAGUAUUAGAUGGCGAGACUGUCGUGUGCCACUUGGAGCCACCCGAAAUGUACCCUCAUCAGCACUUAGAUGUUACUUACGUGUCCCGAACUUUAAAUCACCUUCCUCCGUAUAGUGAAAGUUAGAAACUGCCAUUCGCAAGUAAUUAUCUGUGAUUACCACAUGAUCAGACUCUUUUGGUCAUAUAUAUUUAAUUGAUAAUUUGUUAGGCUCAGCUUGAAUGAAAGAAAGUGAUAAUUUUAUAUUAAUCGACUAUUUUAUAAAAAUGAACUUAUAUUACGUACGAGUUAUUCCAGUCAGCCUGUUAGUUAUCGGUUCUUGUUCGUCUAGUAAUGCAGUGGUGUCAACUUAAAUCAUUAAAACAAUUACGAAUUUUACGGCGCCGAUUGAAUCAUUAACCUCCAGUGGCAUAACGUUAAAAUUGACAACACUGUAGAGAUAAACGUGUUGCAAUAAAUUUUAUUUACUAGAGCUAAAAAAAAUCUUACACGGGAGCGUUUUCCAUAAAGUAUGAAAAUAUAUGGGAUUAUCAUCGUAAUCUUUCUGUAUGUAAAAUUAUUUUAGUAUGCAUGGACCUCACUUAAACUCGACAUUUUGUAAAGCAAAGAGUUUAAGUCACUUUCAUCAACGUCAAACCUGACAAGUCAUCCAAAUCAAUGUCGAAACAAACACGAGAAGAUGUUUUAAUUUAAUAUUUCAAUACAUGUUGUUAAUGUACCUGCCGUUUUAUUUUUUCCAAAUACUUUUUCGAACUUCUCUUAACCUUAAGUGUGUAAAAAAAGCGUGACACAAUAUACCUUGUAUUAAAAAUUGAAAUCGUGUUAUUUUUGUUUUUAUUUAUUAACUCGAGUUAAGGUUGUUGAUGUGUUGAUAUGUAGGUCCUUAUUAAAAAGCAAUCCAAAAUUUUUACAUAAUUUUUUAGUGAACAAACAAAAUCCAUUUAUUUAUUUGUAUAUAAAAAUUUGUCUGUUUUUAUUUUGUAGUGCGGUUUAAGUUAUGACUUAGCUAGCACAGAAUUUGUAAAUAAUUAAAUAAAACAUGGCAACUGCA